This is a messenger RNA of Pipistrellus nathusii (Nathusius's pipistrelle), 555 nucleotides long. NCBI's taxonomy places the organism in Eukaryota, Metazoa, Chordata, Mammalia, Chiroptera, Vespertilionidae. The record is from the annotation of a GenBank genome assembly.
AUGGAUGAAUUCAAGAAUUUCUUCUAUAUAAUUUCUCCAGGUGUUACAAAGGUAGAUUAUGGAGACAUAACAUCAAGACUUGGUCUAAGACACAAACUCCAGUGCAAACCUUUCUCUUGGUACCUAGAGAAUAUUUAUCCUGAUUCACAGAUUCCACGUCACUAUUUCUCUUUGGGAGAGAUACACAAUGUGGAAACAAAUCUUGAUAACAUGGCUAGAAAAGAGAAUGAAAAAGUUGGAAUCUUGAACUGUCAUGGUAUGGGAGGUAAUCAGGUUUUCUCUUACACUGCCAACAAAGAAAUUAGGACGGAUGACCUUUGCUUGGAUGUCUCCAAACUCAAUGGCCCAGUCACAAAGCUCAAAUGCCAUCAGCUAAAAGGCAACCAACUUUGGGAGUAUGAUCCUCUGAAACUGAGCCUGCAGCAUGUGAACAGCAACCAGUGCCUGGACAAAGCCGUGGAGGAGGACAGCCAGAUGCCCAGCAUCAGAGACUGCAGCGGAGCCCGGUCCCAGCAGUGGAUUCUCCACAACGUCACCCUUCCGGAAAUAUUCUGA